AAAAUUAUAGAUACGCCUUAUAUAUUAGUACGUAGCAUAUUCUUAGCCCACCCUCUCACUCAACCCUUUUUUUCCCCCUACCCCUCCUCUCUCUCUCUCUCUCUCUCUCUCUCUCUCUCUCUCUCUCUGUUUUCAUUCUUCACUUUUAUUUCUCAUCUCUCCUACUUUGCUUGCUUCUCCCCCUUCCUCCAAUUCCAGGUUAGAUUGCUGAGAUGGAAAAUUACAACAGAAGUUGUGAAGAGUACAUGGCUACCCAAGAACAAGAGGGGGAUGCUGGGAAGAAAUAUGGAGGUCUUGUGCCAAAGAAGAAGCCUUUAAUUUCAAAGGAUCAUGAACGGGCCUUCUUUGAUUCAGCAGACUGGGCCUUAUGCAAGCAAGGUGCAGGAGUGAACCAAAAGACAACAAUUGCCGUUGAGACUCUACGGCCUAAGUUACAGAGAACGCCCCAUCAACAACUCCCACCUCGAAGACCUACUUGUACUUCCGGAAGCCUUGCAGAGUAGAGGUUCGUUGACAAGAGGUCCACAAAUAAUGUCAUUGUAAUCGAAUCACCUUUUGGUGUUUCACAGUUACAAGGAUGGUGUACAUUUCAUUGGGGUUAAAUGAUUGGAAUGUUCAUGUUAUUCUAGCGGACACUACACAUCAUGAUAUUCAACAUUUUAAUUCCAUA
Rhododendron vialii is the source of this 670-nucleotide messenger RNA. RefSeq lists its product as uncharacterized. The record is from RefSeq and is a predicted model, not a curated record. Lineage: Eukaryota; Viridiplantae; Streptophyta; Magnoliopsida; Ericales; Ericaceae. Bases 213 to 503 code for a protein of 96 amino acids. The transcript is spliced from 7 exons.